Epinephelus moara (kelp grouper) is the source of this 6382-nucleotide messenger RNA. RefSeq names its product semaphorin-4A-like. The record is from RefSeq and is a predicted model, not a curated record. Lineage: Eukaryota; Metazoa; Chordata; Actinopteri; Perciformes; Serranidae. Gene Ontology annotation, molecular function: chemorepellent activity; semaphorin receptor binding. The transcript is spliced from 15 exons. Bases 920 to 3283 code for a protein of 787 amino acids. Gene Ontology annotation, biological process: negative regulation of axon extension involved in axon guidance; negative chemotaxis; positive regulation of cell migration.
UAAAUAAAUAUAAAUCAGACACACACUGUGUUCAUCAUUAUUAUUAUUAUUAUUAUUAUUAUUAUAAAUCAUAACCACACGACAGUAAUUUAACACCAUAUAACGUUUAUAGUACUAAUAGAGGCGAAAUCAAUGUUGAGCUGGUGAUCAAUAACUGUCUCCAUGACGUCAGGACAGACAUGUCUCCUUCAUCUGUCCUGACGUCAUCACCACAGUGACAACAGCCGGUCCACCUUAACAGUCCACCUUAAGUCACCCUGGUCCGGAUCCAAAGGGAGGCGAACUCUGCUCCUCUCGAACUUCACAACUUCAGAAUUCACAGCGAACUCCUCUUCAUCUUCAUCUUCAUCUUCAUCAGCAGGCGGGAAACAACACACCGAAACUUCUCUGCAGGAGUUUAUAAUUUAUCCACAGACACAGAAACUCAACUGUUCACACACCGAGCUUUAACUCUGCUCCGUGUUACACACACACACACACACACACACACACACACACACACGGUACACACACGGUGCACACACACGGUGCACACACAGAGACCUGCAGCUGUGGUUCGGUCCGGUCGGUACCGAUCAGACAGGAGCGGCUCGUGGUGCCGAGCUGACCCAACGGAGGACACGGACAGACUGAGGACAGCUGCACAUCAGGUGUCCAGCUCACUGGCUGCGGACUGAUGAUGAUGAUGAUGUUAGAGAGGCUCUCAGCCCCCCUCCACCCUCCUCCACCCUCCUCCACCCUCCUCCGCCCCCUGACCUCGGACCACAGUAAUGAGGAAGCUGUGGUGAGUGUGUCUUCAGUCACACUCUGUCAGUGCUGAGUGCCGGUACGAUCAGAGCUGUAGAGUCAACGCCGAGGAGGAUCAGAUCUUUAUCUUCAUCACUCCUUCAGCUGCUCCUCCAUCACCUGCUCCUCCAUCAUGGCUCCAUCAGUCCUCCUCCUUCUCGGCCUGCUGAGUCUCGCCGGCUCGCUGCCUCCUCCACGAACCUCCUUCCUCCUCAACUCUGCAGACAGACCUCUGGUCUUCUUCAGCCUCCCCAACGUCCACAACACAACCACACUGUUGCUAAGCGACGAUGGAUCCACCCUGUACGUAGGGGCACGGGACGCCGUGCUUUCAUUGGACGUCAAUCAGAGUGAUGUCAUAAGGCUGAAGAAGAAGGUGGAGUGGAGUCCGUCUGUGACUGAAAUAAACGAAUGUCAAAAUAAAGGGAAGAGCGCCGAGGUCGACUGUCCAAACUUUGUGCGUGUUUUGCAGCCAAUAAACUCCACCCAUCUCUACGCCUGUGGCAGCUACGCCUACAGCCCCCAUGAUGCCUUCAUCGACACAGAGAGCUUCUCGAUGGUCCAACAUGUCGAGGCUAAAGCCAAAUACCGCUGUCCGUUCAGCCCCAAGCAGACGAACACCGCCAUCACCAUUGACGGCGAGCUGUUUACCGCCACAACGACCGACUUCAGAGGUGUCAAACCACAGAUUUCUCGACACUUCAGCAAAGAUGGCCGCCAUGAUGUCAGCCAGGACACAUCUGUCAACUUACUGGAGGAGCCAACGUUUGUCGGCGCGUCGGUGGACCAGACGGAGAGCAAAGUCUACUUCUUCUUUAGUGAAGUUGGGAACGAGUUCAGCUUCACAGACGAGCUGCAAAUCGCCCGGGUGGCCCAAGUCUGCAAGGAUGAUGUUGGCGGACUGAGGACUCUGCAGAAUAAGUGGACGUCCUUUGCCAAGGCCCCUCUGCUCUGUCAGUUUCCCAAACAGCUUCCCUUCAACAUUCUCCGGGAUGUGUUCACACUCCCGCCACCAGAGGACAACAGCACCUCAGACACUCUGUUCUACGGUGUCUUCACCUCUCAGUGGUCCUCGGGUCCAGAAUCUGCUGUUUGCGUCUUUAACCUGCAGGACAUCAGGACGGUGUUUGCUGGGAGCUACAGGACCUUCAUGGAGACCCACCAGUGGAGUUCAAUGACAGAAAGACUCCCCUACCUGGGACAGUGUGGACUGGACAAAGCUUCAGACUCUGAAUUAGCGCAGGUGAAGAAGACUUUUCUGACCAGCGGCAGCGUGAAACCAAUCGGAGGUGGUCCAAUUCUUGUUUCUUCAGGGCAGCAAUACAGUCACGUGGCUGCAAUGAGGACGCAGGGAGCUAAUGGCAAACAGUACACUGUCCUUUUCCUUCUUACAGAGUCUGGAUUCCUCCACAAAGUGGUUCUGUUGGAUGGGUUUGACCACGUCAUUGAGGAGAUUCAGGUCUUCACUCAACCUCAGCUGAUCAAAAGUAUCGUCCUCUCUUCCUCCAAGGGAGCUCUCUAUGUGGGGACAUCAGAGGGCGUGACUGCUGUACCUGUGGCCAGGUGCUCCAUCUACAGAACCUGCAGUCAGUGCGUUCUGGCCAGAGAUCCUCUGUGUGGAUGGAGCCGCACCGACGGCGUCUGCACCAGUGUGGAUCACGACAACAUGGCUCAAGACUUGGAGGACGGUAACGUGGAACAACAAUGUCGGGGACAAAUCAGGGCCAGCCCGCUCAAAGAAGUCAACGUUAAAUUCAACGAAGUGGUGAGACUUGAGUGUCUGAAACCUUCCGACCUCGCCACUCUGACCUGGACCUCCCCUCAACUCAAACGCCAGCAAGACAAACUCUUUAUCCAGUCAGCUGACGGCAGCCUGAGCUUCCUCGCCUCUGAUGACACCUUUGGAACCUACCGCUGCGAGGCAGAGGAGAGCGGGUACAAGGAAGUAGUCGCAAGCUAUGAUGUCCGGCAAGUUGCUUCUCCACGUGCCAUUAGCCCCUUUCCAAAGGCAGAUGAAUACCAUGAGACCAAAGACGAGACCUACGAGGAGACUGUACCUGAUGAGCCAGUGACGUAUAUGAUGCAACCUCCAGGAGUCACAGAGGAUGACCAGAUGGAGGACUACGGCGAUAAAUCAACGACCAUUUUGAAAGAUGAAACUGUUUCCAGUAAAGAUGAUUCUGAAUCGAAAAAUGAAUUUGAAAACGACGUUUUCUCCACCCCAUCCUCCAGAAAAGACGCCCAUUCCUGGAAUGAGCAGACUCGCGUCAAAGAGAAGAGUUACUACAGUGAGCUGGUCAUUGUUUCCCUUCUGCUGGUGACCUGCAUCUGCAUCCUGAUACUCGGAGGCCUCCACAUCUGGCGCCAACGGAAAACUGGGGUCAAAAGUCCUCUGGUCAGUCCAGACGACUGCAGCAAAACAAUCCAGUCCAUGGAGAGUGUCCCCUCUCUGAGCAGCCCAGAGGACACCGGUCCUGAGGUGAAGGUGUUGGACUAAUCACGCCAAGAACCCGUCUCAUGAUCCUAUGUGGUGAAAUCCUCUUGCUAAAGUCAGAUGUUUCAGGUGCGUCAGUGUCAGUUUGAGCUGGCUUCAGUUUCUGCUUCUCAUCUAUUAACAUUGACACAGUGAAAACUAUUUGUUUCUCACAAAGCUAUCUCGCCAUCUCGAAGUAUUUCCCAAGUUAUGACUGUUUCCUAUCAAGGUAACCAGCCGACGGCCAUCUUUGUUUGCAUUGGACUUUUUUAGGAUUUGUGCAGCGGACUGAAUAUUUGAACACCCAGAUGGUUUGAAGAGUCUUUGAGGAUUCUGGAAAUACAUUCACAAACAUUUUGGUAAACCACCUUCUGGGUUUUUAAAGACUGCAGGAUAAAUACCUCUGAUGGUUACCACUGUGACUCGAGUGCAAUGAUAAUACAUCAAAGAAACAAUAUGGUGGCACUGCAGCGAUAAGUCAAAGAAGUGUUUAGCCUAGCUUAGCACGAAAACAGGAAACAGGGGGGAACUGUUAGACUAGUUCGAUCAAUCAGUCAUCUAUUCAUUUGUCACACGGAAGUAUACAAAGCACAACUCUCAUCAGCUAAACUGGAUCCAUAUCAGGUUUUAAUAUUGAAGCUGAUGAAACUGGUGAACAUCUUUUGAUCUGACUUUAGAGAAGUUUUAGACGUCAAGAGGAUUUUAUGAAAUGUCAGUGUCUUUAAUAAACGGUUCAUUAUCCUGUGAGAGACUGGAGAACACGUAACGAUUGUUUUAGUUUCAGCAGUAAAAGGAGAAAUGGAUUUAUUUCAUCCCUAAAAACAUAUUUUCUGUCUGUUUGUCUCCUGUUAACACAGAGAAACUAAAUCUGAACUUAACAGGAUCAUUUCACUGCCGAAAAACUCUCAUCAGAUCACCACUGAAAUGAUUUAUCUCAGACUUUUUCCUUCAGUUUUCUUUUUCAGUUUUUCCUGAACAUUUGUAUCUGUACUAACAGGAGCACGGUACUGAACGUUAUUGACAGGUACAUUGUUUGUUUAGUGUAUAAAUGAAUGACAAUAAACAACUUUAAAUAUUCUUUUAAAACAAUAUAUAUAAAUACCAGGGGUCGGCUGCACAAAACACCUUAAGUUAAGGUUGUUGUUUAAGUCCUAGUUAAGGUUUCCUCAGAAUAAAAUCAGUUGCACAAAAUACGCUUAAGUCCUGUCCUUAAGGUUUCCUUAAAAAGUAUUUAUGGUUUUCUCCUUGUCUUGGUCUUAUACUUAAAGAAUGCAUUGACUGUUGCACAAAAGACCUUAGCAACCAAAGCAAGGUGGAAAAAAAGUUUAAGGUCCCUCCGACAUGUAACAUGACUGAGUUUAUGGUGAUAAAUGAAAAAGCUAACACACCCUGAGCAGAGUGUUCUGCGACCAGGAGAACCCGAGGGAAACACUUUUGAUUUCACACUUAAGAUUUGACUGAGUUCAUUUUCUAUGUAAUUUCUUCCUGCAGUCACACAGUCGUGAAUUAAACGCCCAGUCCCUUUUAUAGCCCGAUGUGGCUCCACAUUUUGACAAAUAAAGGCCUGUCUCAAUUAGAGGCCUGGUUCUUUUUUUUUUAGAAAAGUUCUUUGAAUGUAUUAAAGCUACCUCAGAUUAUGUGUCUAUUCCUCGAUUACCCUGUUAGUUAUUCACAUUCCUUCAGUCUGUGCGGUUCCUCAGAUCAGAAGAAUCAAAAGGGUUUUUCAUUCAAAUUAAUCCAAGUUGUGAGGAUUGUUUUAACAGGAUAAAGUGGUGUUGUGUCGGUGUGCUGAGUGAACACAUUUUACCACUGUGAAAUCUCUCUCAGCACGGUUCAUGAGUUAAUGCUUUCCUCUUAAGGGAUUCUGUACAACUGUGUACAUCCCUCAGCUAAGGAGGAAUUAGGCCUUAAGUGUCACAUAAGUAGAAAUCUUAAGGUGUUUUGUGCAGCCAGUCCCUGAUAUUUGUAACUUAUUAUAACGUAUUAGUACCACCCUUAGAAUGACUUUAAUCAGACGGGAAUGUGACACAGAUGUUUGAAUGCACGUUAAACCACUCAACUUUCUUCAUUGUGAAUAUUUUGUGUUUGUUUUGUUUGUAUGUAUGUGUUUAUAUUCUGUGUUUAAAAUCAGGGACGAGGCUGUGUAAUUAUUGAAUCCUGUCUUUAGUUGAUGUGUCCUCCUGAGACCUGAACUUUUCUGUGGUUUGCAUUUUAAAUCUCUCUGAGCUAUUUGGGAUCAGCAGGAACUGGUGAUAAGAAAAUCAAAGCGAUGUCUUUGAACAGGAAGUAGUUUUUGAACUAAAUGAUGUCCUCAUACAGGGACAUUGGGUUUAUUUCUUAAUAGCCAUGAGUGUGUAAUAAAGUAUAAAACAGUUCAUUUAAAUUUUCCUCGCACCACACUCCGAGCUAGUAAAGUCCUUUUUGUCUGUAGGAACAGUCGUCACUCCUGACCGGUGUCCUCAAACAAAUAUUUCCACAUUAAAAGCAUCUUUUCUUGUUACUGUUGCUAAAAUUGGUCAAAUUUGUUGCCGUAGCAAACCACAAACAUUAUUAAUCAUUAAUAAACAAGAGCCAUAAACUGAGAUCAGGUUUUGGAGCUUAUUGACUUUUGUGUGGGGAUCAGUUGCAGACUGAUUUGUCAGAGAUGGCGGCCAUCUUGUUUUAACACAUACGAGUGUAUUGUGAUUUUGCAAACCCAAAAUGUGACGCAGGGUCUCAGGAGGAUAUUUAUUAUGUUAUGAACUCACAGUUACUGAAUGAAUGUACGUGAAACCUGAAUGUAACAAAUUAGAACCAAACAUGUUCGACAUGUUUAUUUUAAAAAAAAAAAGUUUUUAUUGUUUAUGUGUCGUCACUGUCUCCAGCUGAUGUCUCAGAGUGAAAUGAAUGUGAACAUGAUGAAUAUUUAUUGUUGUCUUUUAUUUAGAGUCAAAGUUAAUGGUGAGUGUGUGUUCAUGUGGAUUUACCGUCAUCUGUCCUGACUUUAAGUCUCACUUUGUUUCAAUGUGUGUUUUAUUGAUGAUCUCUGAUAAAUCCUGUUGGUGUACUGAUCUUUUUUUUUUAUUUUAUUUUUUUAUUUACAGUAUCUGCAGUGAUUAAAAAUUAAAAGACACUGUUUUGCUC